UCACUGUAAUCUUACGAACCACUGCACCAACCCCCAUCGCUUGUAAUGGAUCCCGUUGGACCAUGGUCGUAUUCGUACAAUCGAAUACCGAGCACAGCUAGUGGAGAGUUCCAUCACCAUCUCGCAACGGCUGCCGCAGCAGCCGGCGGCACGGCAGGAUUGGCCGUGCAUCAUAAUGCGACCGGCACGUCGGUCGGAAUACCAUCCACCACACCGCAGCUCCUGCUACAAUCCGCUCACACCACCUCCCUCGGCACGACCAGCGGUCCGUUCAAUCCGCCCGGGUUCCUGUCGCCGGCCAGUGUUGCCGGAUACGAUGCCGUCUUCACACCGUUGUUCCAUCAUGCGGCCACCGCUGGCAACCCGAAACCCGCCCACUACAGCACGACAAGCGGCGGGGCCAACGUUGCGGCCGGAAAUAGUAGUACAAUAAACCCUCAACAUCGGCAGGUGCUUAUACAGGCACAAACCCCAGGCGCUGCUAUAGCAGCGGCGGCGGCAGCAGCUUCUGCAGCCGCCGGCAAACAGCACGCCGACAGUCUUCGGGACAAUUACGCAUCGACGCAAGCAUCGGUAGCAGCGGUGGCGGCACAUCAUCAGCAAAAUCUGCUAACGUUUAUCGGACAGCAAGCAGUUGCCACCCAUAAUGGUCCGAGUGGGGCAGCGACUAGCAGCAGUGCUGCCAACACGUCGUGGCAGAACAACAACAACCAGCUACCGAGUCCUUUCGGUAUAAUGCCGCACGAAAAUGUGCUACCCGCGAGUCCUUCGUCCAAUAGUAAUGCGAUAAGUGCGACUUCUGCAGGAACAAAGUACGAAAACUUUGGCAAUCACUACAACAACACUCUGCAUCACUCACAACAUCAGCAGCAGCAGCAUCAACAGCAGUUGGUUUCUAUUGCGGGAAAGGUUGCGGCUGCAGCGUCACCAGUAGUUGCGGGACGAUCCGCCUCGCCGGUGGUGAACAUAGUGACGAAACCUGUCGGACAACCACCACCGAGUAAUGCAACAUCUGGUUACUUCACUGGCAACACUGCCAGCAACAACAGCAGCAGUAGUGCUCCGUACGAGUCAUCACACCCUUCAAGUGGAACAUCUUCGUCCUACCAGUCAGCCGGAGCAGCCACUAACGUCGGCGCAACAAGUAAGUCUUGUCCUCCAACGAACGAUGGUGUCGUUGGUCGUGAUUCGUCUUCGCUCCAACCGGUCUCAACGGGCGGAAGUGCUGUUGGGGUUUUGGUGGAAUACAACACCAAAGGGUUCGCUUCGGCCAUUUCCUCUCCCUCGUCUUCGUCGUCAUCCGCCCUCGCGUCCAUCACUGACAAGGGAAGACAUCCCGUCUCACCAGGUCUUCAGCCUCCGCACCAGCAGCAACUACAUCAGCACCCUCAGCAUCAUCUCUUUUCGCAACAUGCGCUCAAUCACUACCCAAUGCCACGACCCUCGUCUACGGAUCAUUCCCCACCGGCGACGAUACUACAGUUCGGGGGCGGACAAAAAGUUCGAUCACCCUCGAUCGGUUCGCCAUCUUAUAUUGGUGGUGGCAAAACGUCCUCACAGGUGAUACUGAGUCAGCAGCCCCAAUCGUCACCCAUCAGCUACUCGAUGACGGAUAGCGCUCUCCAGUCAAAAAUGACCUCCAGUCGCCUUAAUGGGACUGGCUCGUCUAACAGUAAUAAUAGUAGCAAUAAUAAUAAUAAUAAUAGUAAUAAUAAUAAUAAUAGUACUAGUGCGAGCGGUAGUAGCAAUACAAACGCGCAGUCUCAACCACAGUCGCAGCAAUAUCAGCAGAACAGAACCAGUGCCUCACAUAACUAUAGGUCCUCUUCUUCUUCGUCCUCCUCCUCCACUUCUGGUAGCUAUGGCGUUUUGCAAUUGGGGGAAUCGGUUGGCGGAGGUGAUGGAUCGAGUCAGCAGCAACAGCAGCAGCAGCAGCAGCAUCAGCAACAACCCUAUCCCCAUCCACACAUGCACCAUCACGCCCCGUAUCAUAUGUUGGCCAUGGCAGCGGCUGCUGCUGCUGCUGCCGCUGCUGCUGUCAGCUCGAGCGCGAAUCCUUCCACUAUCUCCACCGUCAGCUCGUCGUCUCUGUCGCGCGUACCAUCCUCCUCACCGGCAGCCGGUUCCACCUCAUCCACCUCGUCGGGUGUUUCUUCCGACUAUUCCUCGCCAUCCUCCUGCAAUAGUAAUCCCCCUCGGAAAGGUUCUCCUUCGAUACAGGCCGGCUAUAGUGCGAUUUACGGUGGGCAACAGCAACAAUCGUACCAGCAGCAUCAGCAAUCCUUCGGACUAGAGCACUCGAAAGGACACGCUCCUCAACAUCAGCCACAAAUUGCAUAUCCUUCUGUCAUUACUCGGACUCAGCAAUCGCUACCGAUAUCACAUCAGCAGCAAGUCACGCAACAUCCACAACAUCUGCUUGAAGCGCAAUGGGAAUCCCCAGCAGAAAGCAAACACGAUCCAAUGGUAAUGGUGAAGAAUCUGCAGCGUCCUACACUGGAGGAGGCGUCCAGUGAAUCUUCAAGGACGAUCGUAACGGAAACAGGCAAAGUCUCGAAAAGCUCGCGCAAUAAUAGCGCUGGUAGUGGUGCAACGAAAUCUAGACGGAAAAAAGUAGAAGCAACUGCUGACAAAACAGGUUCAAAAGCGAAUGGAUUGGAGCAUCAGCAGCAUGGUGCAACUUCAAAUCCUGAAGGAUCACAGGAUGAGAUUCAUCGAAGCGAUCGUGUUUCCAUCAAGUCGGAACACGAAUCUAGCGAAGGGCUGGAGCAACGAUGGCAUUAUGGAGUACCCAACGGGGACGUCGGGUUUUCGGUUCCCACCAGUUCGCCUUCUUCGUCGUCCUCCUCUACCGCCUUUUUUCCAACCUCUCCCCAUCCCCCUCAUCAUCAUCCUCACUAUCCUUACCAUCCUCAUCCUUCGCUUCAUCAUCUGCAUCACCACAGUGUUUCACAAUCUGAGGGAAGUGCGUCCUCCAACUCUACUGCCUCCUAUACGACACUCCUGAACGUACCACAAACUACGACCACGCGAUCACAACAAUCGCAUGAUAAAGUAGUCGUGCCCAAUAUAGAAGAAGAACUUGGCUUUCUUGCAGAACAUAAUAAUGGUACGGGGAGUCCACGUACCACCCAACCGGCGUCUAAACCAGCUCUGGAGACGGACAGUGAUGUGGUGGGAUCGCCACCAGCGUUAGCCCCUUCUGCACCGAAAAAGCUAAAUAUUCCGGACAACAUGAACAAGGGCUUUAUGGCAAGCUAUCUGAAGUUUCUGCAGGGUGAACGGGAAGGUUCUCCACCACCGGUAAUGCGAGCUGGCCGAAAAGCGACCUGGUCCCGACCAGUUCCUUCAACACCCUCAGGCCCUUCGAAGGUUAAUACACCGACAAACACGGCGACUAGUGGCACAAAAGACACACCAUCGGCGAAAACGAACGAUGUUAGUAGUAACGGUAUCCCAGCUGAAAGUGAGAACCUAUCCGCUAAUUACAGUAUUACUGCUCUGCAGACUUCCAAACCGGUGCCGGCAUCGCAACAGCAGACGACGAACACAAAUCGGAAGCGAAAACCUGCCGGCGCAACCACCAAUCACGAAGCCAACGAUCCACUGGUUGUUCCGCAGCGGCGCGAAAUGUCCAAUCGACGGGCGAAAGCGAAAGCCGUACAGUUGCAGCAAGAACUAAUGGCAGAAACUCGACGUGCAGGAGCAGGUGGGGCACAGCCAUCGUUCGGUUCGCGUGCAGUUGAUGAUUUGGACGAACUGGCCGAUUUUGCGCAUGAUUCCGAUUCCGAUCCAGCCUGGACACCGGAAAGCAAUAAGGACGACGAUGACGAGGAGGAACCAUCGAACGGCAAAAGGAAGUUGAAAAAGACGAAAAAUGUGUUCGAUUCCGGCGAACGGGCGGCCAACAAACAUCAGCAGGCACGUUCGAAUAUUCUUUCAGUUGCGGCCGCAGGUGCUGGAAUAGCUGAUUUCGACUACGGCAGUGAGGAGGAUGGGCAUACGAACGGCUUGUCUGUUGCUAGGACAAUGGGAUCGGCAACUCCGGUACAUUCACAAACGAUCGUUGGUGCUCAGCAGCAGCAACAGAACUCAACUACUCCUCAAACUCAGUUGCAUCAACUUCCACAAACGACCAUAAUGCAUACGCAAACCGUUUCACAACAAAGGCCAUCUAAUGCACCGCAUCAACAGCAAAUGCAGAUGUACUCUUCGCAGCAACCGGCGAUCACGUCACAGUAUAAUAUACAGCAAACACAACAGCAGCAAUCGCUCAACAACACUGGAAGCAAUAUCGUCAGCAACACGGCCAGUAUUCAAGGAAACAGCAAUACAAACUUUGAGGUGGGAGAGUUUGUAGUGGAUCGAAGCGAACUAGCACAAGACUAUCCGCCAAUAUGGCGCGUUGAUGGGAAAAUGUUACUACAGAAGUACGAACCGUUCGAUGAUCAGAGUGGGAAAAUUCUUUAUCGCCAUGUAACGACGUAUUCAGCCUGGAACGAGGAAUCGAAGAAGAAAUACGUCCGUGCUCCUGUACAUUUUUGGGUGCACAAUCAACUAGAAUCGAUCGUCGAGUUUGUGCGCAGUGAGGUGUCCGGAAGCGCACUGCUAGAGAACAAGCUGCUAGAGAAAUCGAUGGACGAAACGAAGGCGUACCAGGAUGUGUUCGAAGUGUACAUACAGACAUUAAUAUCGCAGGCAUUGGAUCCAAACUUUUUGAAGGAAAUCUUCCAAGAGCAAGAUGACUAUUUCCUGUCCCGGGUGAAAUCGAUCGAUAAUCUCACGGAAGAUCGCCGACGACGCCUCGUCCAGAUAACACCCUGGUCGCGCAACAUUCUUAACGCGUUGGCCACUUUUCCGGCGUACGACAUUAUGACCGAGUUGGGACAUAUGUCCCACAACACCGUGCUUCAGCACUGUGCCGCCUGUCAUCAGCCCGGCAUUGCGGUGCGUGUAUUGCUGCAGGGUCAAACGUACAAUACGGCAACACUCGCAUCAACUGCCGGUCCACCUGCCUCGUCCCAGCAGUACGAAAAAAGCUUCCAGCUGUGUCGCGGCUGUUCGGCACGGUUCGAACUGUUGCACAAAAUCUGUCACCAGAAGUACAUGAUGUUUGUCGAGUGUGCGAAGCGUGUUAAUCAACAGAUAAGGAACGAUUCCAGCAAGGCGGCAACGGUUAUACUCAACGAACUGCUCGCCGAUGAACAUUGGCUUUCCAUGCUCUUUAAGGAAGUGCGCAGUAUUUGGGCAGAAAUAGAAUGUUUGGAGCGGCAAUAUCGGGCUCAGGUUGGUGACUCUCAGUAG
Messenger RNA from Anopheles maculipalpis, 5304 nucleotides. RefSeq names its product mucin-5AC-like. The record is from RefSeq and is a predicted model, not a curated record. The coding region runs from base 46 to 5304 and encodes 1752 amino acids. Gene Ontology annotation, cellular component: nucleus. NCBI's taxonomy places the organism in Eukaryota, Metazoa, Arthropoda, Insecta, Diptera, Culicidae. The transcript is spliced from 8 exons.